AUGGACGCCGACAAUCUUAUCAAGAUUGUACGAGGGCUGGACCAGAGCGGUCCUGGUGAGGACGGAGGGAAUUUGGACCUCCUCUGGUCCAAGCUGGUCACAUCCUCGGAUGAAUCAUUCCAUGCCGCCGAGGAGAGCACGCUCCGAUGGCUGCUCAAAUCCAUGAACGGUAAUGCGACGGCCGCCGAAGCUAUGCGCCGCCAUCCAUUGACCUGGACCAUGCUGGAUUGUGUAUUCACACGGAUCCCCCUCUUCUCUCUCGCCAAGUCUCUGGCAGAUAGAAAGUUCGUCGCAGUCCUCCAACAAACUUUCAAGGACAUCGCGACUGUCGCCGGCGACACCACUCAGCACACCGCCAAGAAGCGAAAACGAACAUCGUCCGCACAGUUUGGCAGCGAAGAAACGAAACAGCCACCCGGGUGCCUUGUUACUGCGGCGUCGUUAUUCAACACGCUGAAAUCGCUACUGAGCCGCCUCGACGACGCGACAGCUACGACCGCCCGAGACAACAUUGGUGCUGAGCACAUUAGAUCCUUGUUCUGUAUGUCGGCUACAGAUACGGCUGCACUUCUGGCGCCCGCGUUUCUCGUCUGCCAGACCCUUAUUGAGACGGAAAUGUACGACCUAGAAGGCGCUGAAGAAUGGGUCACGGUCGCGUCGUCGCUCUGGAACCUACAUAUGCAGGGCACUGACGACACAUCCGAGGUCGCCACACACCUAUUCACCACACCGGCCUCCAUCUUAAGCAUCUUGGAAAAUCUGUCCGAGAAGGGGACCAGCAGUGCCCCGACCGGACUAAAGACGAAAUGGAGCGCGGAUUUACAGGAAUUUCUUCAGCGCAGCUUGAUUCUUCCUUGCCGAACGACAUUCCUCAACCGACAAGACUUUGCUGCUGUUACCCGUGCGUUGGACGUAUCUCAGGCAAGAAUUCACAUGACGGCACCUUCACUGUACUUCUUAGCCGCAGCGUCCUCGGAUACGAGGGCCGAGGGCGAAAUGCGAAAAAACACCGUCGAGUGGAUGAAGCGAGUCUUUGAGGAAGUUGAAAAGGCGGUGCAUAACAAUCCUGACCGAAACACUCUAAUUGAACUUGUAAUCCGCCAAGCGAUCGAUAAAUCGACACCAAUCGACGUAAAGCAUCUGCGAGCGAUUGCCCGCGGCUACGUCUUGGAGAAAGUACCCACGGACUGGACACUGCUUGGCAGCAUUGUUACUUGUGACCCAGCAGUAUUCCAAACCAGCGGAGAUGGCAGCGAUUUGUUGGCGUCGAUCUGCCAGGAGAUUUCAAAGUGUUCUUUGAAAAAGUCUCAGCAGCCAAUCGCCGAGGUCCUUGGUGCUAUACGGCAAAGCUUCGUAAUCCGUCGCGAUCUGGUAGCAUUCUUACAGCUCUGGUUUUCGGAGCUAAGCAAGGCCGAGGGGAGCGAGCAAGUGGAACAAUCGCCAUGGUUUGGACAGGGUCCGAGGAAUUACAAGGGCGAAUGCUUGCAUGACUUGAUUGAGAAGGAGUUGAGCGCGUCUCAGCUGUCCGAGUUUGUUGGCUGGCUAGACUCACAACCCACGCAAUCCAGCCCCAACUCUCUCUGCACGAUCAACGACACAAUAGCCGAGGGCUUAAAACGAGAGACGUUUAUUGACGUGGUUGGCCUGAGACUGUUCCAAAUAACGUGGACUGCCUGUGCCGAGCUACCGGAUUUGCCUGCCAGAUGGCGCAUCAGCUCAAAAACUAUGCAAUGGGCAAAGCCUGAGGAGAAGGUUGCUAUCUGGCAGUCAUUGAAGGACAAGGUAAAGCAGACUCUAAAAAAGAGAGCCCUGGACGCCGCGGAAACCUUUGAAUGCUUCCGCUUCUGCUACAACGCGUGGGACGCUUUGGCCACGGACACCGAUACAGUCAAGGAACCAGCCAAGCUGAUACAGAAAUUCUCUGAGCGUCUUUCCAAAAAACUCAUGUCCUCGCCCUCAAUCCAGGAGAUUACAGUCCUGGACAGAGCUGAGUCUGGGGUCAGCAUAUUUGAAGAUGAAAUACCGGCGUCCUGCUAUCUUGACGUCUUCCUUUCUGGCGGUAGUCGAUUCAACCGGCUGUUCUCAAUGGCAAGCGACGACGUCUCUGAGCCUUUGAAAAAUGCAAUGACCGGCUCUGGACUAGACACUAAGGACAAGCAAGUCCUCUGGCAAAAGCUCCUCUCGAACGACAUGAAUCUCAACGAGGCAAAGCUUGCGCGAACACUAGUUGAUCAAGUUAUUGAAGCACUGGGCCAAUCUGGCAAAGAGAAAGGCUGGCUCGAUAACGAUACUACCCUCACUCUGCAGAUCCUGAGCCGCAUUCCGCUCGACAGCUUUAACCGCUGGCAACGAGAGAAGGUCAUGAAUACGCUGAAUGCGAAUACUGCUGGAAUGAUUAAAUCGCCCAAGAAGACGCUUCUAGCAUCAUGGAAACAAAUUCUGAGUCUCACAACCAAAAUGAUGACCCGAGCGACAUUCUACGACGAGAUGACAUUUGACCGUCUUGUCCAGCUGGCCGAAGCCGUUUCUGUGUGCAUUGCAAAAACAUCUCCUGGCGACGAAGAGAUUCUAGAGAUGAUCGAGCGGUUUAUACAAAUGGCGUCUGCGACGAUUCGGCAGAUGGCAGAUCAGGUGGACGAGAGAAGUACAAAGUAUUUCGGCGACUGCUCUACAUAUAUUGCCGCGGCGACCGCAAGCAAGUCUAAGAAAAUGUCCGGUCUUCAUUACUCUUUGAUCAAAUCAUUGAUUUCGGUCGUCGCCCGAUCACCAAACUCGCAGGGCAAUAAAGAGCUUACUAAACUCGUCACAGAGGGCCAAGGCAUGCUGGGUAGAGCCAUCAUGUCUGUCAUUGACCCUCUGAUCACGGCGGGGGCUCUUGCGGAGAAGCCUGGCUCGGAUGAGAGGCUACUGAUUCUGGCAGCAGCUGGUGCAGCGCCAUCGGCUGCUCCGCUGGCCCAAUUUUACAAGGGCAAGCCUGCGGCUCUACAGACAUUUGCGGACAACUGCAGCAGCAAAAUGACAGAGGGUGAUAUCAUCGCCUGGAAAGUCCAGAUUCUGUUGCGCAACGAGUUGCCUACGGCCUUCCAGUUGCCCGCCCCCAAGACCUUUGACCUGCUCUCACCCCUCCCGCAGAAGCUUCGACAUCAGCUCCUCCGUGAUUUUGCCAACUCAAUCACCAAGUCGUUCAGAGUGCAAGAAAAGGUGGCGUAUUUGCGAGACCUGGUCGACGCGAUGCGCGCCGGGUGUUUCACGGAUGGCCAGACCCUCGCUAUCCAGGAGGUUGUCAGCCAGAUUAUCGGGUCGCCAGAGUACACGGGCAAGUUUGACGGCUACGAUCUUGCCGCGGCCUACAGUGAGAUUGUGACGGUUCUCAGCAAAGCCCCCGCGCCGGGCAACGUGAACCUGUGCCGUACGCUCUACUCACUUCUCGAGCGGAAGCCGCACGCAGUCAGCCAGUGGGACGUUGAAGCCACAUUGAGCACAAUCUGCGACCUUUCUCCCGCGCAAGAAGAGUCUGACGAAACGCAAUUGCCGUAUGUCUGGCAGUGCAAGCUCACCGAUGUGAUUAUCAAGAAGCACAGGCUGCGUCUCGAAGGCCAUUAUCACCUGCUCCUGACCAUCCUGCAGACAUUGCUGGACCGGCUCGUCAUUCAUGAAAUUGGGGCAGGAGAGUCAUCGGCCUCUCAAGAGACAAAAGCACAUGCGUACGCGCGUCUCAUCACACUCGUCUGCGAGCCUACCGCAGGUGCCGUGUCUCGCACGCAGCACCAGAGCUCUCUGGACUCGGCAACGGAUGCGGCCAAGCGCUCUGCUGGCCGCCACAUGCAUCUGGUCCUCAUGCAGUACGUCAAGCUGCAGCUCACAGAAAAUGUCCCGCGGCCCAUCCGCGAGGCGCUGGAGCCUGCAAUGAACUCUAUAUUUGACAUUACACCACCAGAGGGCCGCAAGAUUCUCAACGACGCAAUGGAUGCAAGUGGCAGGGCCAUCUUGCGAGAAAUGUUUAAACGCUAUGUCAAGUUUGGUAAAUGGAGCGGAGUUUAA
Messenger RNA from Akanthomyces muscarius, 4041 nucleotides. RefSeq lists its product as uncharacterized. Lineage: Eukaryota; Fungi; Ascomycota; Sordariomycetes; Hypocreales; Cordycipitaceae. The transcript is spliced from 2 exons. Gene Ontology annotation, biological process: ribosome biogenesis. The record is from RefSeq and is a predicted model, not a curated record. The coding region runs from base 1 to 4041 and encodes 1346 amino acids. Gene Ontology annotation, cellular component: nucleolus.